Cuscuta campestris is the source of this 1398-nucleotide messenger RNA. The record is from the annotation of a GenBank genome assembly. Lineage: Eukaryota; Viridiplantae; Streptophyta; Magnoliopsida; Solanales; Convolvulaceae.
GUCAUUCCCUCCUUCCCGUCCUUGCCACAAAAUCAAUCUCAGGAAAUGGCACUCAGAGGAUUCUUCUCCGUUCGGAGCACGCAAAUAAGCCUUUAUCGAACAACUGAAAUUCGUUUGGUUUCAUCUUCACUACUCAGCAGCAGCUCAAGAAACUCUCCUUACAUUUUUUAUGGUACUCUGCAGGACAGUAAUUCUUGGAGAAGUAAAUUUAGUAGUUGGAGCAUCGUAUCAAGCUUACACAAUAACUCCAGCGGUCUCCCUUGGACAUCAAGUGCAAAUCCCUUAUGUUCAACUACUGGACCCAAGCUUCCAAACUUUGGCUAUUUGCGACCAGUUACCAUGCAAGCUAAAGCAUCGCCACAAGCACGUCAAAUGGCAGCUGUCAAAGUUUCACUUAUGAGCCCCGGCAUCGUAUUUGAACCGUAUGCUCCUCGUGAAGCUAUGCCUUUUUGGACAAGAUGGUUAACAAGAACUGGAUGGAGAAGAAUAAAAGAGGAAAUUACGUCAGAGCUCAAAAGUGCAUAUGCAAUUGCUAAACUGCGCAAAACUGGGUAUUCAAAAAAAAAGUUCUAUGAUGAAGCACUUGAAUUGUACAAAGAGAUAAACACUUAUAUAGCAAAUGGAGAUAAAACAUCACUGAGAAAAUCAGUCACUGAGAAAAUGUACUCCGCUUUGAAGAAUGAGAUCAGACAAAGAGAAUCUGUGUGGAAUCAUGUAUACUGGGAGCUUGUUGAACCAAUUGUCACAAUACGGACUCUGCGAGCUCGUAUGAUUGGUGUUGAUCGGGAUGAUCUCAGUAAACUCUUUGUACAACUGACUCUUGAGCUUGUUACUAAACAGAAAUUUGAGGCCUAUAAUUCACAUGGAGCUGUUAUUGCUGGAGAUAAGAAUAAAGAGGUCCUUGUUCGUGACAUAUGGGUUUUUGAGAAAUCUCUCUUCCACACCGGAGCAUGCUGGCGCCUCUGUGGCAGAAUCAAAACAUGACUGGGCUUUCAUCCUAAAAGGAUUACAGUCGAGUCUCGUAGUAGCAGUUCAUAAUAUUGAGAGAGACGAAUCAGCCAGCUUUCACUGUAAAAAAAAAUCUCUGUUUUGCCCUGCCCCAUUAAAUUCUGGAUUCACCUGCAACCGCUGCCCGUUUUCAACUUCGGUAGCCAUUGCUGCAACUCCAGGAGCUUGCGGUGUUGCAUUGAAUUUUUUCUUACCAUCGUUAUCUUGUCUCAAGCAGAAAUGAAGCUCCUGUUCCUAUGUGGUUUGUGUUCUAGAAUGUUGAAUGUCAGCAAAUAGGUACUUAUGUUUCUUCACACAAUGUUAUGUUUAUUCAGGCAUUGUUGGAAGGGAUGCUAAUUUUUCUGGUGUGAACUCUGCUAAAAAAAUCCAAAAAAAAUCUUACAGCAGGGU